GCCGUCGUCACCAUCCCGUCCGCCCUCGCGCGCGCAGCCGGAUCAUAUCAUCACCACUUCGAUCGAUCACUACUAACGCCCGCAUUUGCCGCGUCAGCGCUGCUGGCUAGCUGCCGCGAGUGCCAGGUUCGCACGAAGGAAGGGGACAAUCCUAGAGAGAGCAAAGAUCACAGCUUGCUGAUGAAUGCGCUAGUAACGCCAUCUACAUUUGGCUUGUUCUGCUGCUCCGCUUUGUGUGAUUUGGGUUGCAAAUUAAAAGGCGAGGUCUUUUUCUCCUCCUUUUCUUUGCCUUUUGGGUUCUUGGACUCGAUCGCCAGGGAGAGGGAGUUCUCUUCUCGAGGGACGGGAAGGAUCGCUUCUUCUCUCCGUGUGUCGCCGCUUUGCUUUCGCUGCGCCUGAGAAGGUGCGAUGCGAUCGAUCGAUCUCCUGCCUCGGUUCUUGCUCCGCCGCGCCGCCAUGGGGUGGUACGAUGUUGAGGUGACCGCUCUAUCUACGUGGUGAUGUUUGGCUGAUCAUCUUGGACUUGUUCAGGAUUUCAGGAAGUGAACCAUGGGUUCAUCUGUCUCAAAGCAAGACGACGACACCGCAUUACUGAUCUGCAAGGAUCGGUUGAGACACAUUGAACAAGCAAUUGAUGCAAGGUAUGCCCUUUCAGCUGCUCAACUUGCAUACGAGCAAUCUCUCCGCAGUCUUGGCAUUGCUCUAAGGCAGUUUGUGGAGGCACACAAGGAUGAUGAUGAUAUAGAGAGGUCUCCUAGUUCUUCUUAUGCUAUAGUAUCAUCAUCGCCACCUCACCGUUCCGAUGUUAACCAUAUGAAGUCAGAGGCAAGCACUUCUGUGACAGUGACAAUCAACACAAGUCAGGCUAGCUCUGUUCAGAAGGAGCAGUCGGUUACUGCUUUCCUUCCACCACCGCUGCAGCUAGAGUUUUGCUCCUCAUGGGAUUUCUUUGAUCCAACUGUUGUUAGUGAAAAUGUUGCAUCAGAUGCCUCAGUGAACAGCCAAACAUUUGAAUUGAGAACGUUGGAAGAUCUGAGCAAUCCAAAUGAAAUGGGUUUGGCUUCUUCAAUUGGAAACACAAGUGAAAUUGUUGAGGUGCAAGAAGUGUUUGGUGCACCUGGAUGGAAACAGGUUCACAAAAAUGAUAACCUUCCUGACUUGCACCACUCUAAUUCUAAUGAAAUUCAGAUGUCUGGUACUCAUUUACCCAAUGACUCAAGCUUGGAGGAAGAGCUCGAGCAAGUACAGACGCAGGCUAUAGGAGGGCAGAAUUCUAAUGAUGUUAGUGAUAAUAUUAAAAGUGAGGCCAACCAUAUAAAUGUUAAUGCUCCCAAAAAUGAAGAAGCCAAGGCCAUUUUCAUCACUGACUCUGACUCAUCCAAAGAUUUUCUUUCCUGUGUGAAAGAUCUUGAACGUCAGUUUUCUAGGGCAGCUGUAUCCUGCCAUGAGGUCUCGAGGAUGCUUGAGACGAAGAAGAUCCGCCUUAGCAUUUCUUCCCAGACAAAAGCAGGAAAAUCAUCAGAUGUGCUUUUUCGACCAACAUUUCUCAUCGGUUGCAAAGCCGGAACUGCAGCAUCUGAUGGAUCAGAGAAGCGUGUCACAAAAGCAAUCACUUGGAAUCGCUCACUUUCAUCGCGAUCAUCAGCAUCUAAGAACCCACUUACUCCAGCUCAAAUGGACGAUGAAUUUUCAGAGAUCUGUAGUGACUUUGUUGAAGAGUUUUGUAUGAUUUCAGGAAGCCAUGCAUCCUCUUUAGAUAGACUCUACGCUUGGGAAAUGAAGCUAUAUAAUGAGUUAAAGGGUACAGAAUCACUCAAGAAGAUAUAUGAUAAGAAAUGCGUUCAGUUAAGGCACCAAUUUGAAAGGGAUGCGAGUGCCAGACAAGUUGACAAGACUCGAGUUAUUGUUAAAGAUUUGUAUUCGCGGCUCAAGGUAGAAACUGAAGUGCUAUAUUCAAUCUCUAAAAUAAUUGAGAAGUUAAGGGAUGAAGAGCUGCAGCCCCAACUUCUUGAACUAUUAAAAGGGUUGACGCGCAUGUGGGCAAUGAUGCAUGAAAUUCACCGAGUUCAGCAGACCAUCGUCUCGUCGUCGGAUAUCGUUUAUGUCCUGAGAUCUCCUCGCGGCGAGCCGUACAAGCAGCCCUUGGUGAACCUUGUCAACGAGAUGGGUUUCUUCUACUCCAGCUUGACGAAUUGGAUUGCUGCUUACAAAUGCUAUGUGGAUGGUCUCCACUCCUGGCUGCAGAAAUGCGUGCUGCAACCUUACGAUCACACCCGGGGAAGGAGGCUGACGCUCUCGCCUCGCCGGCACCUUGCUCCUCCCAUGUUCGUGCUCCUUGAUGACUGGUCCUCAGCAAUCGCGUCACUCCCGGGUGAAGAAACCUUGGGCUCUAUCAAGAACAUCAUGUCAGAUCUCAAGAAAAUGUUCAAGAAUCAUCAAGCAGAAGGUAACAAACCGGAGACUGGAUCGAAGCUGGCAACCCUGCAGGCCGGUUUAGCAACCAUGUUCGAUCGGCUGUCAAAGUUUUCAACAGCCAUGUCCAGCUUGUCUGAAAGCGUGAAGAACUCAACCGAGGCUGCCCGCGAGGCGUAUGCCGUUGGUCGGUCAGGUUAAGUUACAGGAUCAUACCCAUUACCUGGUAAAUUUGUUUGAAUUCAGUUUAUAUAGGACAAAAAGAAAUAAGUUUCGUCAGAAAGAUGGUGAUUCGGUGGUGGUGGUGGUGGUAUACCCGUCAACUGUACAUUCCUUUUACCUGUUUGUGUUCCGAAUGUUGGUGGCUCCUGACUAGGCCAGUCAGCGUUUUUUGUAACUGAAAUGGUGAUUCUGUUUAUGCUUCUGGGUGAAGUUUGUAGACAA
This is a messenger RNA of Oryza sativa Japonica Group (Japanese rice), 2856 nucleotides long. RefSeq names its product protein ALTERED PHOSPHATE STARVATION RESPONSE 1. The record is from RefSeq and is a predicted model, not a curated record. Lineage: Eukaryota; Viridiplantae; Streptophyta; Magnoliopsida; Poales; Poaceae.